Messenger RNA from Ochotona princeps (American pika), 2293 nucleotides. It is a transcript of the gene NRG1, whose product is annotated as neuregulin 1. Gene Ontology annotation, biological process: animal organ development; intracellular signal transduction; cell differentiation. Bases 39 to 2141 code for a protein of 700 amino acids. The record is from RefSeq and is a predicted model, not a curated record. Gene Ontology annotation, molecular function: protein tyrosine kinase activator activity; chemorepellent activity. The transcript is spliced from 9 exons. NCBI's taxonomy places the organism in Eukaryota, Metazoa, Chordata, Mammalia, Lagomorpha, Ochotonidae.
CAGUGCGAGAGGCCAGGCCUUCUUCUGGAGGUGAGCCCAUGGAGAUUUAUUCCCCAGACAUGUCUGAGGUAGCCACCGAGAGGUCCUCCAGCCCCUCCACUCAGCUGAGUGCAGACCCGUCUCUUGAUGGGCUUCCCGCGGCCGAAGACAUGCCCGAGACCCAGACAGAAGAUGGGAGGACCUCCGGCCUGGUGGGCCUGGCGGUGCCCUGCUGCGUGUGCCUGGAAGCCGAGCGCCUGAGGGGUUGCCUCAACUCAGAGAAAAUCUGCAUUGUCCCCAUCCUGGCGUGCCUGCUCAGCCUCUGUCUCUGCAUUGCUGGCCUCAAGUGGGUGUUUGUGGACAAGAUAUUUGAGUAUGACUCUCCCACUCACCUUGACCCCGGAGGGUUAGGCCAGGACCCUAUUAUUUCUCUGGCUCCCACUGCUGCCUCUGCCGUGUGGGUCUCAUCUGAGGCCUACACGUCACCUGUCUCUGGGGCUCAGGCUGAAGCUGAGGUUCAAGUUACAGUGCAAGUUGACAGUGGCCUUGUAGCCUCCAAGCCUCCACCGCCACUGACCCCCAAGAAUCGCCUGUUUGCUUUCUCCUUCCUGCCAUCCACGGCACCAUCCUUCCCUUCACCCACUCGGAACCCUGAGGUGAGAACACCUAAAUCUGCAACUCAGCCACCAACGACAGAAACUAAUCUCCAAACUGCUCCUAAACUUUCUACGUCCACAUCUACCACUGGGACAAGCCACCUGGUCAAGUGUGCAGAAAAGGAGAAAACUUUCUGUGUGAACGGAGGCGAGUGCUUCAUGGUGAAAGACCUUUCGAAUCCGUCAAGAUACUUGUGCAAGUGCCCAAAUGAGUUUACUGGUGAUCGCUGCCAAAACUACGUAAUGGCCAGCUUCUACAAGCAUCUUGGGAUUGAAUUUAUGGAAGCAGAAGAGCUCUACCAGAAGAGGGUGCUGACCAUAACUGGCAUCUGCAUCGCCCUGCUGGUGGUUGGCAUCAUGUGUGUGGUGGCCUACUGCAAGACCAAGAAGCAACGGAAAAAGCUUCAUGACAGGCUGCGGCAGAGUCUUCGAUCUGAGCGGAACAACAUGGUGAACAUUGCCAACGGGCCUCACCAUCCCAACCCACCACCGGAGAACGUGCAGCUGGUGAAUCAAUACGUAUCUAAAAAUGUCAUCUCGAGUGAGCACAUUGUUGAGAGAGAAGCGGAGACAUCUUUUUCCACCAGUCAUUACACCUCAACAGCUCAUCAUUCCACCACUGUCACUCAAACUCCUAGUCACAGCUGGAGCAACGGACACACUGAAAGCAUCCUUUCGGAAAGCCACUCUGUUAUCAUGAUGUCAUCAGUAGACAACAGUAGGCACAGCAGCCCCACAGGGGGCCCAAGAGGACGUCUUAAUGGCUUGGGAGGCCCUCGCGAGUGUAACAGCUUCCUCAGGCAUGCCAGAGAGACCCCUGACUCCUACCGAGACUCUCCUCAUAGUGAAAGGUAUGUGUCAGCCAUGACCACUCCGGCUCGUAUGUCACCCGUAGAUUUCCUCACGCCAAGCUCCCCCAAAUCGCCCCCUUCGGAAAUGUCUCCGCCAGUGUCCAGCAUGACGGUAUCCAUGCCCUCUAUGGCGGUCAGCCCCUUCGUGGAAGAAGAGAGACCUCUGCUGCUCGUGACACCACCAAGGCUCCGGGAGAAGAAGUAUGACCACCAUCCACAGCAGUUCAACUCCUUCCACCACAACCCGGCGCAUGAGAGUAACAGCCUGCCCCCCAGCCCCUUGAGGAUAGUGGAGGACGAGGAGUACGAAACGACCCAGGAGUAUGAGCCAGCUCAAGAGCCUGUUAAGAAACUUGCCAAUAGCCGGCGAGCCAAAAGAACCAAACCCAAUGGCCACAUUGCCAACAGGUCGGAGAUGGACAGCCACACAAGCUCUGAGAGCAGUAACUCAGAGAGUGAGACAGAAGAUGAGCGAGUAGGUGAAGACACACCUUUCCUGGGCAUACAGAACCCCCUGGCAGCCAGUCUAGAGGCAGCACCUGCCUUCCGCCUGGCGGACAGCAGGACUAACCCAGCGGGCCGCUUCUCCACGCAGGAAGAAAUACAGGCCAGGCUGUCUAGUGUCAUUGCUAACCAAGACCCUAUUGCUGUAUAAAACCGAAAUAAACACAUAGAUUCACCUGUAAAACUUUAUUUUAUAUAAUAAAGUAUUCCACCUUAAAUUAAACAAUUUAUUUUAUUUUAGCAGUUCUGCAAAUAGAAAACAGGAAAAAACUUUUAUAAAUUAAAUAUAUGUAUGUAAAAAUG